UCCUCUCCUGUGUAGGAAGGGGCUGGCAUGACGCUGCAGUGUACCAAGUUGGGGGGACCCUGGAAGAUGGUGGUGUGGGACGAGGAGGGCUUCCAGGGCAGGAGGCAUGAGUUCACGGCCGAGUGCCCUAGCGUACUGGAGCUUGGCUUUGAGACGGUGCGAUCCUUGAAAGUGCUGAGUGGAGCGUGGGUGGGCUUUGAGCACGCCAGCUACCAAGGACAGCAGUACGUGCUGGAGAGGGGCGAGUACCCGUGCUGGGAUGCCUGGAGUGGCAACACGGCCUACCCCUCUGAAAGGCUCACCUCUUUCCGGCCCUUGGCCUGCACUAACCACCGUGACUCAAAGCUGACCAUCUUUGAGCAAGAGAACUUCCUGGGCAGGAAAGGGGAGCUGAGUGAUGACUGCCCCUCCCUCCAGGCCAUGGGCUGGGAAGGCAAUGAAGUAGGCUCCUUCCGUGUCCACUCAGGAGCCUGGGUUUGCUCCCAGUUUCCUGGCUACCGAGGUUUUCAGUACGUGCUGGAGUGCGAUCGCCCCUCGGGCAACUACAAGCAUUUCCGGGAGUGGGGCUCUCAUGCCCAGACCUUCCAGGUGCAGAGUAUUCGCAGGAUCCAGCAGUGAGCAGGGAGCCUGGCACUGAGGAACGCAACUGUGCUUGCCUGGAAUGGCAGGGCUUUGGAGGUUGUUAUGUGCUCUCUCAUUCUGCCUCCCUACGUAACCCAUGUAAAGCCAGCACCCAUGUGGGCCAGUCUAUGCACAG
Molecule: messenger RNA, 757 nt
Organism: Trichechus manatus latirostris (Florida manatee)
Lineage: Eukaryota; Metazoa; Chordata; Mammalia; Sirenia; Trichechidae
Gene: CRYBA4
Product: crystallin beta A4
Exons: 5
Coding region: 28-618 (196 amino acids)
Biological process (GO): visual perception; lens development in camera-type eye
Molecular function (GO): structural constituent of eye lens
Source: RefSeq, a predicted model, not a curated record